ACAGCCUACAGGCCACAGGGAAGGAUUGCCGCCUGGUCCGUGUAGCAGCCACAGCCGCGACACUUCAAUUCCAACAAGGCGAGAACACUUUCAUCUGCCUGCCCCGUACCGUGUGGGGGCACAUUGCGAUGUGCCCUAGCAAAUCCACUUCUGCGGCCCGUACUGGCGUGGCGGAGUGAAGACCCCCAUCAUUGAACCAGGAACCUCACAUCACGGCCCGUGCAACGAGUGCGCGUGAAGUCAUUACGAAACUGAAAGCGAAAGUGGUAGCAGCAAUAUUCGCCAGCCGGCCUGUUGAAAUCAGAAAGGAGAGGCGGAGGCCAAAGCAGGCUUCCGUCGCCGCGAAUUUGAUUCAUUAGUCCACGAAUGGAACGAAUCUCCCUGGUGCUGGGUGUGCCAGACGUGGUGGUAGUGUACUAGUGAGCACAGACUGGCGACAAAUAGACAAAUCAACAGCAGUAACAUCCGUACGGUAACAAAGCUCGCAGCAGUGAACGGCCAGAUCAAAUCGUUUCUUGAAGUGCGCAGCAGAUCAUAGUGCUGGCGUAUCUACUCGAUCGUCAAGAUGGUGAACGUGCAAAUAAGAGAAACACAGAAUCUGUGCAUGGAGAGACGGUCAUCGCUAGCGUUGUUUGGAGCUAGGUUAUGGCAUCAGUAUCAGCAGCAAGAACAGCGGAGUAGCAGUGGUGUCAAAAUGCCCAGCAGAAGAUGUUUAUACCGGAGGGCAUGGAAUUCGCCAGUGGCGCUACAUCGCAGGAUGGUGGCCGUUCUAUUCUUGCUGUUCAUCGCCGUGAUGAGUUUGAGCAAGACGAGUUGCAGAGCGCAGCUGAACGCAAGGGCCGACUUCCAUAUGAACGGCGUUGGUGGCAAUAUUCUGUUCUCGUGGAACCCGCAAUCUCAUCAGAUGACCAUCAACACCAUGGGCCUGAAAGGACUCUCGCCACAAUUAUUGACUAGCGGUCUCACAUGGCAUGUUCACGAGUUUCCUUUCAAACUGAACUCGCCAGACCCAUGCAGUGCGAGCUCCACUGGCGGACACUUCGACCCGCUGGGAAGAGCCAGUGCCCCCAACUAUGCUCAGAUAUGUCAGUCACAAAUGAGUAUGAGGUUCCGUGAUUGUGAGCUGGGUGAUCUCAGUGGAAAGUUUGGUACGCUACAGCUACGAGAGUAUGUUGAGCUUACUCCAAACCUCAGCCUCUCCGGCAACUUUGGAUUCGUGGGCAGGAGCGUUGUGAUCCAUCGCAAUGGCGCACGUUGGGUGUGUGCCAAUAUCGAGCCAGUAUUGCAGCACACAGCCACAUGUGCUCAGGCCGAAGGCUCAAACAAGAGGCGACUGCUGGUAGCGAAAUUCAAAUGGCCGAUCGCCGGUGAGGUGUUCUUCCGCCAGGUGGACACGCGCGACCCAGCAGUACGUCCCACACCACCGAUACCCGCAGGACAGCCUGUCCACACGAGUGUAGUGAACAUAUCCACUGUGGUGCACUCGCAUCUCUACUGGCUGGACCAGACGGCUGCGAUGAGCCCGGCACAGUCGGCGACUUCCUUUCUGCCACCGUCCCAAAUGGCCGGCAACUCGUUCCUCCCGGCUCCGAACCAACCCGCCGCCGCCCUGCCGAUGGGAAUCCGGACGUUUCAGGCAGGACCCGGCGCGUCUCCCGGGUACAUGUGGCAGGUGGAGGCACAUCCAGUACACGAGAAGGCGCAGUUCUCGCCCAACCCGCAAUCACGCUGCAGUGGUACGGGUGCCACUCUUGUGCACUUGACGAGUAUGCUGGGUCCCGUAAGUGUGGGUAUCGAUCCAGACUCGGCCAGCACAAGCAAGUCGCUCUACACAACCAACAACAGUAUGUUCUAUCCGAUUGAUAAUUUUAUACGCCGCUCCCUAGUCCUCCUGGACCCAACUCGUCGGCGCAUAGCCUGCGCGACAAUCCAUGAGGUCCAGCCGGCCACAGCGCUGGCCACACUUCCACACGACAUGGGCACGGUGGAAUUGUCACAAAGCAGUGAGUUUGACAAUACAGAGGUGAAGGCAAACUUCAAUAAGUUGUUCAACGUUGCCAGUGACUAUGGAAUCCGGACUCUCUCCAUGAAACAGAGCAAUGGCAGGGAGAACGCGUGCAAUGAGCGCCAAACUGGACCGAUGUUCAACCCUCUCAGAACACAGUCACCGCCGACCAAGAGAGGAUCACCAAAUCUGUAUCAGAUUGGUGAUCUCAGUGGGAAGUUUGGCGAGCUGCGAAAUCGCUUCAGCUAUCGACGGCGUUUCUGUGAUCCGAAUCUUCCUAUGUUCGGCACCAACAGUGUGGUUGGAAGAUCACUGGUCAUAGACCAUCAGACCACGGGCAACGCUCCCAUUGCGUGUGCCAGGCUUGACAGGACGCCACAGCACAACAGUCGCCUACUCAAGGCAAAGGCUACCUUCACUUCACCGGUCAGAGGAACCGUACUUCUGGAGCAGGAGCAGUUUGCCGACGGGCAGCUUGGCAACACGCACAUCACAUCCUACGGACUGCGUAACUUCAACAGCUGGCAGACUGAUGGCCAUAUGUACCACAUACACAUCAACCGCAUAGGCAUCCUUAGCACACAGUCCGAGAUGUGUUCCAAUGCACAUGCUGGUCCGCACUACAACCCGUUCAACGCCAGUGUGGACGCAACAUACCCCAAGCAGUGCUCACCGCAGAAUCCCUACCGCUGCGAGCUAGGCGACACAUCCAAGAAAACUGGGAAGAUCGCAGUACGCAAUGUGCCACAGUACCACAUCGAUCCAGAUCUACCACUAACCGGGCCACACUCUGCGCUGGGCCGGUCAAUGGUGAUACACAAUCCGAAUGGCGCCGCUGCAAGACUUGCGUGUGGCAAUGUUAUACCGGAGGAUUCGCACGACGUGGUCAUGACAGUCUUGGUCAGUCCACUGCAGUUUAAAGCACAGCACUUUAAGCAGAGGAUGGCCGGGGCGAUGCGCAUCAGUGCCCAGGACGUGCUGUAUCUGAAGUCCUCUCCGCUUGGACCGUGCACGGCCAUCAGCUUUGCACUGCGGCAUCCUCAGGCUGAGCAACUGGCGUCCACCAUCCUUUUGACUGACCUGGGGCCAUACACGCAUGAUGUGAGGUGUGCCGACCCAUCGCAGCUUGUCGCUGCUACUCCGCGCAAUGGUCAAAGAGAUCGUGAUGAUGAUGAUGAUGAUAACUCCUCUGCACAGCCAGUCUCUCCCGCUACACACCUUGUUCUGCUGGUAGCGCUGUGCCUUCACCAGUUGCAAUGGGGAGUUGAUCUCACGAUAUAAACCGGCUUAGCCUAAACGUGAUGUAGUGUGCAGACCUGAUAGGCACAUGCAAUGCUUGAGUGCAUGGGUUACAGGCCAGUGAUAGGCACAUGCAAUGCUUGAGUGCAUGGGUUACACACCGGUGCUAAUACAUAGUACAUGUACUCGCAUAUGCCGGAGGUCAAAUUGCAGUGUCACAUUUUUUAUUCGUUUGAUGUAAUUCUAGUCUUCCUGAACUGUUCGGUGCCGGUUCUUCAGUUGGUAUUGUUGAGCAUUCCAUUCACACAAAAUUAAUACAGAUUUGAUGUGCGGUUCAAACUGCAAACUGGCUGGUUCAACCCUUGAUCACAGUACUAUUAUAAUAGCAGUCUGUAUGGACUGUAAGCCACCAGUUCCGGCAAGUUCUGUUGAGCAAGAUUAGUAAUGAAUUAUGCCGAUGUCAUGCAUGUAUCAUGCCCGGUACUGGUUCCAUGCGCACUGUAGUCAUUGGGCACAUGCGAAUGCUGCAGGCCUACCCGGACUGUGAUCAUGGUGAUGCCUAUCCUGCUUUUCUACCGUGUUGAAAUCAUGGUGCAGAGGAGUGAAUAGGCCAUAGUAGCAUGCGCCACCAUCAUCUUACAUCAUAGCAACACUAGGUCAUCAUGGUCAUAGUGACACAUAGCACACUGGCACAUUGUAUUAUCUUUGUCUGAUAUCAGUAUUUGAAAUUACUGCCCCCGGUUAUUUCCUAGUAUUCUGGCAUCAGCUUUACAUUGAUUAACUCAGUACCAACACAAUUCAGUUCUCUAGCUUUUUAUAAUUGUGACAGCCCUCUUUCAUGCAGCAGCAUUUUAAUAUAUAGAAAAGAUUAUCCUGUGCUACUGGCUUAUGCGAAUACAACUGCCCCCGUUUGAUUAAUUUGUCCAACACCGUUUUGCACGAAAGCGGUUCAGUGU
Molecule: messenger RNA, 4200 nt
Organism: Sycon ciliatum
Lineage: Eukaryota; Metazoa; Porifera; Calcarea; Leucosolenida; Sycettidae
Exons: 6
Coding region: 566-3286 (906 amino acids)
Biological process (GO): superoxide metabolic process
Molecular function (GO): metal ion binding
Source: RefSeq, a predicted model, not a curated record